AUGUACAACACAAUGGAUAUUCGACCGAAUAAUACGAUUUAUAUCAACAAUUUAAAUGAAAAAAUAAAGAAAGAAGAGUUAAAAAAAUCUUUAUACGCGAUAUUUUCACAGUUUGGGCAUAUAUUAGAUAUUGUUGCGUUGAAAACUUUAAAAAUGCGGGGUCAAGCUUUUGUAAUAUUUAAAGAAAUUCAGAGUGCAACAAAUGCUUUGAGAUCGAUGCAAGAGAGACCAAAGAAGCCUAAACGCGUAACAGUCCCAGCGGAAGAAGAAGCGAAACGCGCUAAGAAGAAGGCUAAAGAUCAAUCCAAACAGCAAGUUGGCUAUCACUCUGGUGUACCGACCCACCUGGGCAUGAUGAACGCUGCGGUACCAGAGCAGCCACCUAAUCAAAUUCUCUUCUUAACUAAUUUACCGGAUGAAACAUCAGAAAUGAUGUUGUCUAUGUUAUUUAAUCAAUUUCCUGGCUUUAAAGAAGUUCGACUUGUACCCAACAGACAUGAUAUUGCGUUCGUUGAAUUUGAAAAUGAAGAAGGCAGGAUCUUUUACAACUUCAGUUCCAACUCUAACGUGACCCUGUUCAAUCAACUGGGUUGCCAUCUUCACACUCUCGCUCAUUUUAUUUCUAACCAUUACCACAGGCAAUCUUCUUCUGCAAAAACACGAUGCGCUAAAGUCAAUUAUCGUUCCUCUUUAAGAAUUUUAGGUUAUAACAAUAAGAACCACGAGUUUAAACCAUGUUUUCUUUUCACCUCAGCGCCUCUAGUGGCUGUUUACAAAUUUAAAAGAGCUCUCAGAUACAGAUACGCUGAGGGUCGAAUUGACUGA
This is a messenger RNA of Cotesia congregata, 825 nucleotides long. The record is from the annotation of a GenBank genome assembly. NCBI's taxonomy places the organism in Eukaryota, Metazoa, Arthropoda, Insecta, Hymenoptera, Braconidae.